GUCUCCUUCCACUUUUUCCUCCCAUCAUCACCACUAACCCCUUUUCCAGUUCCGCAGAUUCAGCACCCCGGCGCCACAACCGGCCUCGACGCGAACAACAACCCCUACGUUUAUAUUUCCGGCCUCCACGGCUCCGGCCGCCUCCCCCAGCCGCCUCCCCUCACUCACCCUGGCUUUCCUGCCGCGAACCUCAUCAACUCCACCGGUGGUGCUGGUGCCGAGCCUGGGUUCAACUACUUCUUUCCUACCGAGCACGCCGAUGUUAUUGUGCUGCAGAGUGCGGUUGCGCCCUGGAAGUUGACGGAGGGGUAUACUCGGUUGGACUAUUGGACUGUCAAGGUGCCGGGGAAUAUUACCAUGGGGGAGUUGCUGGCUGGAUUAGGGGUGAGCAGCGGGAAUGGGGGGUUGUAUGUUGUUUAUCAGCAGGGGAAUGGGAAGUGGGAGCAUCAGGAGAGUAUGACGGGGGUGGAUGGGAGGUUGAUGCGGCGGAGUGUGAGGGAGAUGGGGUGGUGCAGGAGGGGCAGGGAGGGGAAGGUGAGGAGGACUUAUAUUUGGGUUCAGAGGGUUUAA
Podospora anserina S mat+ is the source of this 570-nucleotide messenger RNA. RefSeq lists its product as uncharacterized. The transcript has a single exon. NCBI's taxonomy places the organism in Eukaryota, Fungi, Ascomycota, Sordariomycetes, Sordariales, Podosporaceae. The annotation marks the transcript as partial. The record is from RefSeq and is a predicted model, not a curated record.